Molecule: messenger RNA, 662 nt
Organism: Neoarius graeffei (lesser salmon catfish)
Lineage: Eukaryota; Metazoa; Chordata; Actinopteri; Siluriformes; Ariidae
Product: dolichyl-diphosphooligosaccharide--protein glycosyltransferase subunit dad1-like
Exons: 3
Coding region: 83-424 (113 amino acids)
Biological process (GO): protein N-linked glycosylation
Cellular component (GO): oligosaccharyltransferase complex; membrane
Source: RefSeq, a predicted model, not a curated record
GUUAUUGUUUGGUACACAGCCACUCAUUUACCUGACACUCUACCUGGAGUAAGUUUUAAGCAGCUGUUUCGACAGAGAAACAAUGGCCCUUUCUGUGUUUUCGGUUUUGUGGCGGUUUUUGAGUGAAUACACGACUGGUACACCGAAUAAACUCAAAGUAAUAGAUGCGUAUUUGCUGUACGUGUUACUGACAGGAGCUUUCGAGUUCCUGUAUUGCUUGCUGGUAGGGACCUUCCCAUUCAACAGCUUUCUGUCAGGCUUCAUUUCCUGUGUUGGAUCGUUUAUUCUUGCAGUAUGCCUGCGCAUCCAGGUCAAUCCACAGAAUAAGAGACACUUUGUGCUUGUAUCACCGGAAAGGGCAUUUGCUGACUUCCUGUUUGCACACACCAUCCUCCAUCUCGUGGUGGUCAAUUAUAUUGGCUGAAUGAAGAUCACCUUCUCACCUGGUGCUACUUUUUGCAGGUGUGGAGAUGAAAUUUGGAGGCCUUACUGACCAACAGCUGUCUACAAGUGACACCUCAAGCCAUGAAAAUGCACAUUUUAAUGUUUAAUAUUGUUGUUGUUACUGUUCUGUGCUUGUUCAUCUCAGGAAUACAGUUUUCUACCUUUUUUAAAAAGCUGUUUACAAUGACUAAAUGAGGAAUAAAGGGAUAAUAAAACCA